AUGGCCACCAAAACAAAGACAGCCAGCUCCGCUAAGGUUGGCCCCAAAGGUAUCACCUUUUCGGGAGACACCUUUGUCGUUCCCGAAACCCACGAUAUGGUGAAAACUCUUUUCGAUCCUACAGUGAGAAAAUCGAAUCUUGAGUUUAUCAUCUUGGCCUGUUUGUUUCUGAACCUCUUGGUCUUCUGGCUUGUUCCGGAAAACAGUCUCCGCAUCCCCAUUUUCAUCGGCUUCUACAUCUUCUGGCGUUUGUCGUACAAUUUCGGAAUUGGCUACUUAUUGCACAACCAAUCCAAAUAUAACAGAUUGGUAGAAUGGUCUCGUAAUCUUCGUCUUUUCGACGCCAAGUCGAACUCAGCCUUAUCUAAAUUCAUCAUUGCUGAAAUCAAAUCGCAAAGAGGUGCCGAAUAUGACAUCGACAGCUAUCCAAUAGAAUUCAACACCUGGUUGGUUUUCAGAAAGUUUGUAGAUUUGGUGCUUAUGCUGGAUUUCGUCACCUUCAUCUGUGUGGUCUGGACUUGUGCCAUCAAUAACAACAACGAAUUCCUUCAUGACCAGAAGAUCUGGUUGGUUAACACUAGAUUAGUCGUAGGUUUUGGUCUUAUCGUUUUUAACUUCUGGGUCAAAGUAAAUGCCCACAAUACCAUUAAAGAUUAUGCUUGGUAUUGGGGAGACUUCUUCUUCCGCCAAAUCAACAAUGAAGAGUUGAUCUUUGAUGGUGUAUUCGAAAUGGUGCCUCAUCCAAUGUACUCUGUCGGUUAUAUCGGCUAUUACGGCUUUGCCUUAAUUGCCAAAUCUUACACCGUCUUGGUAAUUGCCAUUUUCGGCCACUUCUUACAAAUGAUUUUCUUGCAUUACAUUGAAAAUCCUCACAUUGACAAGAUUUACGGACCUUCCAAAAACCAAAUCAACCUUUUCAAAUUAUUGAAGUUGAGAGAUUUGAAGAACUUUGACAACUUGAAACCUUUGGUUGGCUUGUACAAUUUCAACUACCUCAGAGGCUCCGAUGUCAUGAACUUGAUAUUAGUGGGUACUUAUGCUUUUGUUCUCCCAAUCUUCGCUUCUUCUGCUGGUAACCGUUUCGAUUUUGUUUUCUUUUUAGCUGUUGGAAUAAAGUUAUUGGAAUCAUUUUCGAUCAACACUCUUUUGACUUUACAGAGCCAUUCCAAGUUCUUCACGAAGUGGUAUUUGUCAAACGACAUUCCUUUGGAAAAAUCUUUGAACAACUGGGCUGUUAUUUACAACUCAUUGAUCAACUUGACGUAUGCCUCCUUGUUUGGUUUAAACUUUUACCAGUAUUUGCAAGGAUUUACUUCUGAGCUAUUGUUCAGUCAAUGGCUCUACUUGAGAGUAUUUGUAGGUUUGCUUCUUAUUUUCACCCAAUCUUGGAUCAACUCUUCCAUCAUCGAUCUGAUUGGCUAUUUCGGCUGGUUUUACGGAGACUUCUUUAUUCCAAAGUCUUACAGUUCUAUGCAACACUUGACCAAGGCUGGUGUAUAUCGUUACUUGAACAACCCAGAACAAAUUUUUGGUGUUUGUGGCGUCAUGGGUGUGUUUAUUAUGGUUCCAUCUGUCGAAAAUCUUGUCUGCUGUUUCUUGUGGGUUGCCAACAACUUUGUGAGAAUCAAUUUUAUUGAAAGGUGGCACAUGAUCAAGGUGUAUGGUGAACAAGAAGUUUUGCAAGAUUCGGGUGUAACUAAGACAUUCAAGAAGCACUUGAUUCCAGAAGUGAUUCUGAGAAGAUUGAGUAAUGACACGGAAAACAACCAGAAUAUUAGAAGAAGAAAGAGCUCUUCUUUCACCAUCACUGACUCAUUGGAUAACUUUAUCAAGGAAUUGAAGACGUCAAAGACCAAGUUGUCAAAGCAAAAGUUGAUCGAAUUGUCACAGAGUUUGUCAUUCGAGAACUCAGAUUAUAAGUUAAAUGUAAGUGGAUUACAAGCCACCACCGAAAAGGAUAGUGAAUACUUGCCAAACUACGUUGAUGUUGGAUCUCCAAUCGAAGUGCAAUGGACUUCACCCAAGGAAACCCACUCUGAACGUGAUUGGAUUGGAUUAUACAGAAUUAUCCAAACUUCUUACUCAAGAAAUAAGACCUUACUUUCUUCUUCAGGUCGUUGGACUUUCUGUAAGGAAUCCAGCGGUAAGUUCACUUUUGCUGGAAACAAAUUAUUCUGGGAAGAGGGGGUCUAUGAAUUCAGAUACCAUUUGAAUGGUCUGCAUGAUGUUGCUUACAUCAGUGAACCAUUUGAAGUGAGAAUUCCAAGUGUUUCUGUUCCGUUGGAUGACCUGAAGUCAGAUGAGUUAGCUAAAGAUUUGCAAGUCAAAUUUUUCAGCAAGUUGUUGAACACGCGAUCUGUGGACGAUUCAAUUUCAGAAGCGGCCAGCGAAUCUGACAACGUAUUGGAAGUUUACAAGUUGUUGAGUAAGAUCAUUUCCCAAGCUACCAAUGUGCUGAUUGGUCCAAAGGUGUUCCUCCAACACGAUGCACCAAACACAGUAGCUACACUCUCUAGCAAGAUCAUCCACAUCAAGAAAGUUUUGGAGGAAUUGUCCAAUAUCCAGAACUAG
This is a messenger RNA of Scheffersomyces stipitis CBS 6054, 2571 nucleotides long. RefSeq names its product phosphatidylethanolamine N-methyltransferase (gene CHO2). Gene Ontology annotation, molecular function: oxidoreductase activity, acting on the CH-CH group of donors; phosphatidylethanolamine N-methyltransferase activity. Gene Ontology annotation, biological process: phosphatidylcholine biosynthetic process. Bases 1 to 2571 code for a protein of 856 amino acids. The transcript has 2 exons. The record is from RefSeq and is a predicted model, not a curated record. NCBI's taxonomy places the organism in Eukaryota, Fungi, Ascomycota, Pichiomycetes, Serinales, Debaryomycetaceae.